Leptonychotes weddellii (Weddell seal) is the source of this 7252-nucleotide messenger RNA. Lineage: Eukaryota; Metazoa; Chordata; Mammalia; Carnivora; Phocidae. The record is from RefSeq and is a predicted model, not a curated record.
AAAAAAAAAAAAUGUUCUUCAGAUGGAUUUCUCAAAUCUGGACUUCCUUUCUACUCACACUGAUAAAUACUUCAGUGCCUCUUCUCUUCUUAGAAUAUAAAUUGCCUCUUAACUGGUCUCCCUGCCUCUGGUCUUUGUCCUCCACAUUGUUAUCAGUUCUUUGUAAAAUAUAACUUUGGUCUUAUGUAAAGUGACUGUAUUGUUUAUUGUCUGACCCGGACUUCAGCAAAAUAAAGCUCUGUUAGUUAUGCCUGGGGGAAAGGCAUGAACUGGGACUUCCCCAGCAAAUUAGGACAUGCUGUCACUAAUAAUAUACUCGCCUGCUUAAAAAUCUUGAAUAAUUUUUUUUUUUUUUUUUGCCCACAGGAAAGCCAAACACAACAGUUGAGGCCCUGUCUUCUCUUGCUUCUACCCCACAUACACCCUGGCCUUCAGCUACAUGACUUUCUCUUAGUCCCAGAACAUGCUCUCUGAAUGAUGUGGAUCCAGAUUACUCCCAGCUCCCCUUACUAGCUGUGUAACAUUGAGCAGGUUACUUAACCUGGGUUAUCUCAGUUCCUUCUGUAGAAUGAGAAUAAUAGGAGGAUUAAGUGGGAUGACUCAAGGAAAGAAAACCUUUAGCAUAGUGUCAGGAACAUAACACUUAAUAAAAGUUAGCUGUUAAUCUCUGUGAUGUUGGUCAUAUUCCUACAGCUUUACAGAUUUAAAAAGAAGCUUGGAGAUGUAAAGUUGCCCAAGGUCAGUAGCUGAUGGAACAUGUUUUUUCACUGUAUUACAAUUCUCUUAGUGACUUGCUGGUAAGGAGAGUCUUAUUGUAGCUUUCCCACCCUCAAAUACACUGGCACUUGUACUCAAAGAAUGUUGCCUGAGAUGAGACGAUCAAAGAUUUGGAAAGAUACAUGAAAGGAAAAUGUCAAAUCUGGAAAAAGAGUGUCAGGAGAAUUGACUUAAAAUAUUUUGGUUUUGGAGUUGUAUAGAAGAGGGACCUAGGGUGGUUCUGGGAGCAAUAACUGGGCCCACUGACUAAGAUGACAGGAGGCAAAUAUUUCUGCUUACUAUAGUACCUUCAGUAUCUCACUAAACAAAGAGCACUGUCCAACGUGGAACCACUGCCCUUUAGAUAGGCCUGGCGCCAAGAUGCGACUGCGCGACUUCUGGACCUCGAAGCUGUUUGGAACCUGGCCAGGGAUUGCGGAUGGGGUCUACAGACCGGUCGGCGACUCCCUUGCCGCGGCCAGAGGCCUUCGGUUCCAUGCCGUGCACCCCAGCGACCGUGAAGCGCCGCCCGCCCGGAGGGAGGGAAGCCGGGGCCGCGAGACCAAGCAAGUGGGCCAGCGAAGGCGGAGGAAAGCCCGCCGGGCCGGAAGCACCAGGAACUGUUUCCGGGUCAGGGGGAAGGAGCCACCAUGGAGCCUCGCUGGGUUGCGGAGCUGUCGGAGCCGCGGGCCGGCGACUGAAGCGAGAGAGUCGUAGUGCGGCCAGCGCCGCUGGGGACACGCAGGCCGGUCCCGCAGCCGUCAUCAUGUCGGUGCUGGGCGAGUACGAGCGACACUGCGAUUCCAUCAACUCGGACUUUGGGAGCGAGUCCGGGGGUGGCGGGGACUCGGGCCCGGGGCCCAGCGCCGGCCCGGGGCAGCGAGCCGGCGGCGGCGCGGCGGAGCAGGAGGAGCUGCACUACAUCCCCAUCCGCAUCCUGGGCCGCGGCGCCUUCGGGGAGGCCACGCUGUACCGCCGCACAGAGGAUGACUCACUGGUUGUGUGGAAGGAAGUUGAUUUGACCCGACUGUCGGAGAAGGAACGUCGUGAUGCCUUGAAUGAGAUUGUUAUUCUGGCUCUGCUGCAGCAUGACAAUAUUAUUGCCUACUACAAUCACUUCAUGGACAAUACCACUCUGCUGAUUGAGCUGGAAUAUUGUAAUGGAGGGAACCUGUAUGACAAAAUCCUUCGUCAGAAGGACAAGUUGUUUGAGGAAGAGAUGGUGGUGUGGUACCUAUUUCAGAUUGUUUCAGCAGUGAGCUGUAUCCAUAAAGCUGGAAUCCUUCAUAGAGAUAUAAAGACAUUAAAUAUUUUUCUGACCAAGGCAAACCUAAUAAAACUUGGAGAUUAUGGCCUAGCCAAGAAACUUAAUUCUGAGUAUUCCAUGGCUGAGACGCUUGUGGGAACUCCAUAUUACAUGUCUCCAGAGCUCUGCCAAGGAGUAAAAUACAAUUUCAAGUCUGAUAUCUGGGCAGUAGGCUGUGUCAUUUUUGAACUGCUUACAUUAAAGAGAACAUUUGAUGCUACAAAUCCACUCAACUUGUGUGUGAAGAUUGUACAAGGAAUCCGGGCCAUGGAAGUUGAUUCUAGCCAGUACUCUUUGGAACUGAUUCAAAUGGUCCACGCGUGUCUUGACCAGGAUCCUGAGCAGAGACCCACAGCAGAUGAACUUUUGGAUCGCCCCCUUCUCAAGAAACGCAGGAGAGAGAUGGAGGAAAAAGUCACACUGCUUAAUGCACCUACAAAAAGACCAAGGUCAAGCACUGUGACUGAAGCACCCAUUGCUGUGGUAACAUCACGAACCAGUGAAGUCUAUGUUUGGGGUGGUGGAAAAUCCACUCCCCAGAAACUGGAUGUCAUCAAGAGUGGCUGUAGUGCCCGGCAGGUGUGUGCAGGGAAUACUCACUUUGCUGUGGUCACAGUGGAGAAGGAACUGUACACCUGGGUGAACAUGCAAGGGGGUACUAAACUCCAUGGUCAGCUGGGCCAUGGAGACAAAGCCUCCUACCGACAGCCAAAGCAUGUGGAAAAGUUGCAAGGCAAAGCUAUCCGUCAGGUGUCAUGUGGUGAUGAUUUCACUGUCUGUGUGACAGAUGAGGGUCAGCUCUAUGCCUUUGGAUCUGAUUAUUAUGGCUGCAUGGGGUUAGACAAGGUUGCUGGGCCUGAAGUAUUAGAACCCAUGCAGCUGAACUUCUUCCUGAACAAUCCAGUGGAGCAGGCCUCCUGUGGAGAUAAUCAUGUGGUGGUUUUGACACGAAACAAAGAAGUCUAUUCUUGGGGCUGUGGCGAGUAUGGACGACUGGGCUUGGAUUCAGAAGAGGAUUAUUAUACACCCCAAAAGGUAAACUCAGAAGCAGCUUCUGCAUACCAUGAAGUUCCCUACAUAACCUCCUUUACCUUGGCCAAACAACUGUCCUUUUAUAAGAUCCGUACAAUUGCCCCAGGCAAGACUCACACAGCUGCUAUUGAUGAGCGAGGUCGGCUGCUGACCUUUGGCUGCAACAAGUGUGGACAGCUGGGCGUUGGGAAUUACAAGAAGCGUCUAGGAAUCAACCUGUUGGGAGGACCCCUAGGUGGGAAGCAAGUGAUCAGGGUUUCCUGCGGUGAUGAGUUUACCAUCGCUGCCACAGAUGAUAAUCACAUUUUUGCCUGGGGCAAUGGUGGUAAUGGUCGCCUGGCAAUGACCCCCACAGAGAGACCACAUGGCUCUGAUAUCUGCACUUCAUGGCCUCGGCCUAUUUUUGGAUCUUUGCAUCACGUCCCGGACCUAUCUUGCCGUGGUUGGCACACCAUUCUCAUCGUUGAGAAAGUAUUGAAUUCUAAGACCAUCCGUUCCAAUAGCAGCGGCUUAUCCAUCAGAACUGUGGUUCAGAGCUCUAGCCCAGGAGGCGGCGGCGGUGGGGGAGAAGAGGAGGACAGUCAGCAGGAAUCUGAAACUCCUGAUCCGAGCGGAGGCUUCCGAGGAACAAUGGAAGCAGACCGAGGAAUGGAAGGUUUAGUCAGUCCCACGGAGGCCAUGGGGAUCAGUAGUGGGGCCAGCAGCUCCUGCCCUGGCUGGCUUCGAAAGGAGCUGGAAAAUGCAGAAUUCAUCCCCAUGCCUGACAGCCCAUCUCCCCUUAGUGCAGCUUUUUCAGAAUCUGAGAAAGAUACCCUGCCCUAUGAAGAGCUACAAGGACUCAAAGUGGCCUCUGAAGCUCCUUUGGAACACAAGCCCCCAGUAGGAGCCUGGCCACCUCGGCUGAAUUCUGCAGAGACAUGUGCUGGGAAGGCAGCGCCAUUAACUCCUACCUGUGCGUGCAGCACUCUGCAGGGGGAGGUUGAGAGAUUGCAGGGGUUGGUGGUAAAGUGUCUGGCUGAACAACAGAAGCUACAGCAAGAAAACCUCCAGAUUUUUACUCAACUACAGAAGCUGAACAAGAAAUUAGAAGGAGGGCAGCAGGUGGGGAUGCAUUCCAGAGGAACUCAGACGGCAAAGGAAGAGAUGGAAAUGGAUCCAAAGCCUGACUUAGAUUCAGAUUCCUGGUGCCUCCUGGGAACAGACUCCUGUCGACCCAGCCUCUAGUCUCCUGAGCCUGUAUGGCCUCCAGGAAACUGGGAUCCAAAGAACUUCACAGCACACUUACUGAAUGCAGAGAGCGCUUUCCUGGCUUUGUUCACUUGCAGACAAGGAAUGCAAGGCGGAGGCUCUGAAGCACUUUCCGUGUACACUUGGAGAGUGGCAUUGCCUAUUAGAUAGGAUCUAGGAGUGGUUUUGUUUUGGAGAAUGGAAGGGCCCUGUGGCCCUGGCUUUGUCCUCAGUGACUGCCAUAGCAACAGCAGCUCUGUACCUCAUCUGGUGAUCCCACCUUCGAAGAGGAGACACAAUGCUCACCUUAAUUUUGCUGGUAGCAGCUUAUAUCCCAUUUAUCAUUUCACCAUUACUUGGAAGCUGCCUUGGGAAUUCAGCACCAGGCAUUGCACCUCUGGGUGGAGAGAAAAGUGUGAAACUCGAGUGGGCUGGAACCAGGUGGGGCCCAGGCAGGGUCAUCUGGAGAGUGGUAAAGCGGUAAAGGCUUCUCUGGAGCCCUGAGUCUGGGAAAAUAUGUCUGGUGGAGUCGAUCUAGGGCUUGUUUUCAGAAAGUUCAGUUACUUUGCGCAGCUAAAUGCUUUAGGAGGAAAAGUGGGCUUAGAUUGCUUUUCCUCUGAGGGUCAAUUAAAAUGUCUUCAGUGAGGUGGAGAGAAAGAAGGCUAGGGUCCCUGCUCGUCACACAGCUGGGGUUGCCGUCUGUGGCCGAUGCAGGUAGGAUUUCCUGACUUUGUAAGGUACCUCAAAAAGGUGAGGUGUCUCUUAGAAAAUUGAAUCAGUGGGGCAAUAGGAAUGGCCUUAAGAGAAAACCAUGAGGGAGAGAGGUCCUCCUUUAGCUGCCUCUACUUGGUAUCUUAGGAAGGUCUAGAAUGCCUCUGCCUUCGUGGCUUUUAGGGUUCUAACUUUGACUUCAGCAGCCCCAACCACUCCCUUUCUGUAUGUCUAGUCAGUAUUUGUCCCCUUUUGGUGUUUUAUGAAGCUAUAUCAGUGAAUCUGUAUCAUCUUUCCUACUUGAGUGGCCCAAAGCCAGCACCAAAACCUGGUAGUCCCUGAAGCCUCACAGAACAGGUAGAAGCUGCCAAGUGAAAGGAAUUUGGCUGAGAGCUCCAUUCUAAUCCCAUAGUCAUUAUUAUGUCCUUAUAGACAAGGAGCAAGCUAGCUUUCCCAAAGAGAGAGUGUCCUCAAAGCUUUUGAUGGUUUUUACUUAAGGAUGUGAGCUUUGUGUUUUCACCUAACCUUAUGAAAUGUUCCUUUAGUAUUUUGGGUCGUAGGAGUUGCCUUGAUGAGUCUCACAUUCUCCCUCCUUAGAAACCGCUGAAUUAAUUUUUGUUUCAUUUUCCCCAAACCAAAAAAUGAAUGUUUGAUAUCUCUUUAAUAUUUUGGAAGGACCUGUGCAAUGGAAAUUUUGCCAUUGCCCUAAAACUGGUGGGAUAAAGGCUGAUGCUUGGGGAAAACCCCAUGGCUGGGGAUGGGCAACUCUGUUCAAUGGGAUUUUCUUUGGUUUGAUGUUCCCAUUGUUUUCUCAAUUCUGGGAAGCCUAGUACAAUGGUACUAACGUAAUCACUAAAGCCUUUUCUUAAAAUAAGGGAAGGGGCCAACCCCGGAUUAAAGUUACAAGUUCUGGGGACUUGGGGGUUUGCUGUAAACCCCAGCAGUGGGUUUUGGUUCAUCAUGUAAAUGCACCUUUGAUUUUUUUAAGGACUGACUGGCUUUUCACGUUCCUGUAUCCCUUAUACCAUCUCAGCAGGCCUGAGAGGCAGGCUCAGUUUGGGUGUUAAUCCUGAGUAUUGCUUCUGCUGUGGAACUGAGGAACAGGGGCAUGUUGCUGAGACAGGGAUGGAUGUGAGCAUGGAAGGGAGGAGAGAGCACUGCUCUUGUUCCGGAGGGGAGCCAUUCUCUAGCAGGGGAACACUGCUCAUUUUCUCUAGCAUGUUCCCUCGGGAAGUCUAGUUUGCUGUUAAUCUGGCUGAGAAUCUGAGUUCUGUGCCUUAGAGACAAUUUGCACUUUCCCAAUUGUGCCUGGGACAGCCAUAUGAUUUUUCCCACCAAAUAGCUAUGCAAACAGAAACCAGUUCAAAGGUGGCAGCCAUGCAUUUGAUAAAAAUGAAAGGCAGCAGAAAUGCCUUUGAAUGGUUUUCUGUAGCUAAUUCUCUUGAAGUUUGUCCUGCUUUUCUUUCUGCAGUGCUAGGUGUUUCCAGUUUCCCAGUAGUAUUGCUUUUGAGUUAUAGUAUAACCUGAGUUACUCCUCUGCUCUGACAUUGUUGCUGAAGAACUAGCUCAUUGUUAGCCAGAUGUUUGAAAGGUUGAGGGUGGAGUGGUUUGGCAUUUCUGUUUUAAAUAAACAUUUAAACUCUCAAUCAGUGCUAUGCCUGCGCAUGGACCUUAGUUACUGGGGAUGAAACACCCAGAUACGAGGCCUUCGUGAAUCUUUGAUUCAAUGAGUCUUUAUCUAAAUAAAUAAAAGACCUUGUAACAGAAACAACACAAGGGACAUGUGCACAGAUAAUCUUUGCUUUUUUUUCCAGCUUCUUUUUCUUGCUAACAAUCAUUUGUGCUGCUAUAACUUUUUUCCCCCCAAACUUCUCAAAUACAGUGCUUAAAGUGCAGAGGGAGGAAAAAAAUGAGCCACUGAAAGAGGAAGGAGCAUUUCUUGUACUCACCUCCUCAAUCACAGUGGGCUUUUUCAAGUGAUAAUGUGUAUCUGUGUUUACAAAACUGUUUUCCCUCAAAGAGGGUGAACUGUAUUUGGUCCCCCCGGCAUAGCACAGCCAAGUUAUCACUUCUCUUGGCUGAGCAUUUCACUAAAGUGUAAAGUAAAAGCGGCCUUAAACUCACAUUUCAUUUGAUUUGCCAUAUAUUUGGAAACAUCCAUAAUAGAAAGAACAACUCUGGAGCAAGGAUGUAUUAUAAAUAAAUUCUUUCAAAUGAGUA